Molecule: messenger RNA, 2160 nt
Organism: Cyphellophora attinorum
Lineage: Eukaryota; Fungi; Ascomycota; Eurotiomycetes; Chaetothyriales; Cyphellophoraceae
Product: Nitrogen assimilation transcription factor nit-4
Exons: 6
Coding region: 1-2160 (719 amino acids)
Biological process (GO): DNA-templated transcription; regulation of DNA-templated transcription
Molecular function (GO): DNA-binding transcription factor activity, RNA polymerase II-specific; DNA binding; zinc ion binding
Source: RefSeq, a predicted model, not a curated record
AUGGACGACGCAGGCUCGCAGCAACGCCGUUAUGGCUUUGCUUGCAUUCAGUGUCGGAGCCGCAAGGUCAAGUGUGGUGGCGAGAAACCAAGCUGCAGAAAGUGCGUUAAGGCCGAGGUCUUCUGCUCCUACAAAUCAAGCGAAUCGCAAAUAAGCCAUCUCAAGGCAGAGCUGAGUCGCUGUCAAUCCCACUUGAACGAUCUGAAGAGAGGCAUCGAGUCCCUCACUUUAGCUACAGCAGAAGACCGUGAACGCAAGAUCCGGGAUCUGAGUGAUAUGGUCAAAUCGACGGGUCCUUCGGUACAAACCGAGCCCGAUGAGACGGAGGCAGAACAUACCGACGACCUCGGCGAUCAAUGCGCAGAUGAGGAAGAGUCUCGCGCUCGGCAAGCAGAGGUCAGCAUCGAUGAGGAUGGCUCGCUCUCUUACUUCGGGGCGACCUCACGAUUUCACAGCCGUCCUCAGCCUCGCACAGAUGGCGAGACACAACAGGCUGGAGAUCGCGCUUUCCAUGCCAAAUGGCUCCAGUCAAAUGCGCGCUUCCAGAAGUCCUGGGAGGAGAUGGCAUAUCUGAAGCUUCAACAGGACCCGGAAGUCGACGCGCAUGUCUCUACCACUCUUCUGCGCAUUUACUGGACUUGGCAGGCACCUCUGCAUAACUGUGUCUACCGACAAUGCUUCUUCCGCGAUGUGGUAAUGCAAGGACCAUAUUUCUCGUCUUUCUUAUUGAACGUCAUAUACGCACACGCUAGCCGUCAUAUUCCUGAUGAUGAUCCAAUAUAUGCACACGUUGGUCAAGGAGAGGACUUCCUGCGGAAGGCGAAGCAUCUCUUGCUUUCGGAAUUGGAGGCAGACACACCUCGUGUGCCCACCAUACAAGGUCUGCUCAUUCUUGGUGGUCGACAAUGUGCGAUAGGUAAGCACAGCGAAGGAUGGCUGUACACUGGCAUGGCCAUCAGAAUGAUCAAAGACUUAGGUCUGCACCUGAACGGAGGAAAGGCUCAUCUCUCCAAGGACUUAGAGCCAGACGAUCUUGAGGCCAGGAAACGCCUUUUCAUGUCGGCCUAUGCCUGGGACAAGUCCAUCAGCUUAUGCCUGGGCCGCCCACCCUCGCUCACAGAGAUGCCCUACGCUCCGAGCAGCCUUAUGGAUUAUUCUGGUGACGCGGAAGACUGGGUGCCUUACUAUCUCAAAGAUCAUGCUGAAUCUGUCGUUAUCAACGGAAUCCUACUAAGUGGACCCAUCCAGCUUGUGAAUGAUUGUUACAACACCAUCUACAGUGGCAAUACGACAGGACUGAAAAUGAAGCUCAUUUCAGACCUCGAGAAAAAGCUGCGUGCUUUCUACGAACGGCUCCCAUCAGCACUACGUAUUGACAAUGCGGAAGACCUCGUCGCAUGUCCUCCACCUCAUAUCCUUGGCUUGCACAUUCUUUACCACACCUUGAUGAUUCUGAUGUAUCGACCCUUCUUAUCGGGCCGAGUGCCGCAAUCGCUCUCUCGACGAGCGAGGCAGGUUUGCCUUGAAAACUCGACCAGAGUCAAUGCUUUCUUCCGCCUUCAUGGACACACGUUCAGUUUUCGAAACCAGACCUAUCUGACGUCUUAUUGCGUGUAUACUGCUGCUACAGUUGAGCUAUUGGAAUUGGACCGGGCGCCUGGAGAAGGCUCGAUGGCUGUGGCCGAACGACUUUCGACUAUUAUGCAAAUGCUCGAAACAGAAGCCCGCCAGACCCCAGGGAUACGCAGAAGUAUUGACAUCAUCGCUGCUCGUCUGAAGGUCGCAACGCCAUCGCAGGGACAAGCCAGAAUAGCAAGCAGUAUCUCGAGUCACCCACUCACGCCGAGCCGCGAUACGAUCACAAGUCCCAGCGUUGAGGGCAUUGCAUCGCCCAGUGUGCCGAAUCGCACAACAGCAGGUCAGCGAAUGGGGUAUCUGGGCGAGGCCGGUCCAGUCCUCCCGCAGCAAGAAUAUGUUUAUGCGAGUCAACCACUUGCGAUCGGGCUUCAGCCAGAAUCAGACUAUUCAGCUACCCUUAGUAUGGACGACCAACUCAACGAUUUCCAACCAUGGUUUAACUACGAUGCGAGUGGUGGCUUCAACCCUACUAUUGCUAGCUGGACGUUGCACGACACAUUUGGACAUCCAGAGUACGGCUAG